UGGUCGCCAUGUAUUUUCCGGAUUGGAAAUUCUGGACAGUUUUCUGCGUUUUGUUUGCUUAUAAUACUUAUGUGCAAGGAAAUGCCCAUGAUCCUUGUCUUUCCGCUACAACGUGUGUUGCGUGCAUCCGAGUACCGAAUUGUGUUUGGUGUUCCCAUAAGACGACGUCACUCCAAGGCAACAAGAGUCAUCAAUGCCAACUGAGAGACUUAAUGACGUACUGUCCACCUGAGUCGCUGGUCGAUCCCAUUCCAGUACAGAACAUUCUUGUUGUCAAACAGGAUGAACUUAUUCAACUUCAUCCGCAACGAGUUUCUGUUACCAAUCUACGUCAAGGUCUGGUCCACAACUUUUCGAUGCAAUUCGAAGUUGUGAAAAAUUACCCAGCUGACUUAUACUACUUGAUGGAUGUAUCGCAUUCCAUGCUUGACGAUAAGAAUAACCUAAUGCGAUUGGCACCAUCGCUGGUGGAAACCAUGCGAAAUAUUACACCAGCGUUCCAAUUUGGAUUCGGCUCAUUUGUUAACAAAAAUGUUAUCCCGUUUGUUGAAAAAACUACUGCGAGCUGCGACCCAAGAUCACAUCCUGAAAUCGGUUGUCCUGUAACCUAUUCGUUUCGCCAUCAAUUGUCGAUGAGCGCCGAUGUCAACAAAUUUACUGAAACUGUAAAUUCAACAAGUAUUGUGUCAACUUUUGACGUACCGGAAGGGGGUUUUGAUGCUCUUCUUCAGGCCAUGGUAUGCAAAGAUCGAAUCGGCUGGAGGGAAAAAUCUCGACGCUUGAUCGUGUUUGCGACUGAUGCACACUCUCAUCUUGCCGGAAACGGAAGGUUAGGAGGCAUUAUCCAGCCCAACGAUGGCUUAUGCCACCUUGAUCCAGACAACACGUAUAUAGAAGCCCUAAACCAGGAUUAUCCAUCUCUUGGUCAAAUCAGCCGGUUUGCAAAGGACAACGACAUAAAUAUAAUCUUUGCCGUGACAAACGAUGUUAAAUCUAGUUACCAAGAGUUUAGCAAGUUUGUUCCCGGUUCAUCUGUUGCUAAUCUUGACCCAGAUUCAGAAAAUAUAGUGGAGCUGGUUCGCGAAACGUACGAGAAAAUUUCUUUGUCAGUUGAAAUGAUUGACACAUCGGGCCCAGAAGUGAGAGUGCGUUACUAUACAGCUUGCACCGGAACCUUGGUACAGGAAAAUAAUAAAUGUGAAGGACUCAAAGUUGGAGAUAUUGUUAACUUUACAAUAAGCAUAGAAGCAAUUGAAUGCCCAGCAAACGUUUCUGCCCGUACACCAAUCAUACAAAUCAAGCCAGUUGGCGUGAACGAAGUUCUGACAUUGGACCUCGAAAUCGUGUGCGAUUGUGCCUGCGAGAAACCUGGUGGCCCCGGUUUUGUAGCAAAUGCGACCGAAUGUAAUUCCUCAGGUGACUUGAAAUGUGGCGUAUGCGAAUGCGACAGCUCGCACAGCGGAAGUCAUUGCGAAUGUCGAGGGAACGAAAAUAUUGUUGAGUUGGAGACGAAAUGCAAACCUGACAAUGCGACAAAAAUUCUUUGCAGCGGCCGGGGUGACUGCUUUUGCGGUAAGUGCCAAUGUCAUAAGCGUCCUAACUCGAUGGAGGAAAUUAGUGGGACUUACUGCGAGUGCGAUGAUUUUUCGUGCGAUCGUUUUGACGGAAAUCUUUGCGCCGGCCAUGGUUCUUGCAAUUGCGGUCAAUGCUUAUGUAACGCUGGAUGGCAAGGAAGUGACUGCAACUGUAAGACAACGAACGAAACUUGCAUCCCGAUUGGUGGCGGAGACGUGUGUUCAGGUAAUGGUGUUUGCAAUUGCGGCAGCUGCCAAUGUUCAGCUACCUCGAACGGGAGAUAUUGUGAAAACUGUCCGACGUGUCCUAGCAGGUGUGACGAAUUUACACCCUGCGUUCAGUGUAAAGUCUUUCAGACUGGACCUUACUCGGCUGACAAUGAAGCAGUUUGCAAUAGCGAAUGCACGUAUUCCAUCGAAACGCAAGAGACAGUUCAAGUGGAAGAGACAUCCGAAAGAGAAUGUUCUUACGAAAACGAGCAAAAAUGUACGAUAAAUUUCGUUUAUGGUUUCGAUUCGAAUGGUGCUAGACAAGUCCGCGUCCAACAAGAACCUAUUUGUCCUCCACCAAUUCCUGUACUGGCUGUAGGAUUCGGAUUAGCUGGAGCUCUGAUUGCACUUUUGCUGCUUGCAUUGAUAUCCUAUCGUAUCGUCACCUAUAUUUACGAUAAAAGGGAAUAUGCACGGGUUCUAAAGGAGAGGGAAUGUGAACAGUUUGAAGACGAAACGCAAAAUGUAAAAUGGAAUGCCGGCAAUAAUCCUCUCUACGUUAACCCGUGGGUAACUUAAAAAUCCCACGUACAAGUUUUAAAUCUACUUCUACAUAAUGUUCCCGUAAAAAAACUUUUUUAUCCAAAUCAAGGGCUGAUAUAAUAAUAAUUAUAUAUUUUGAAGUUAAGUGAAAACAAGGGAACAAUGAUAAAAUGUUAUUAAGAUAAAAACUUCUUAGACCCUACUUGGCAUACAGUACCUUAGUAUUUCGUAAGGAAUAGUUUUUUUAUUAAUAAUUGCCGAUGCCUGAUUGCCUUUACAUUUCGCCAAGCUAGUAUAUUUGAAAAAAAAAUAUUUCAAGCGGCGC
Molecule: messenger RNA, 2652 nt
Organism: Daphnia carinata
Lineage: Eukaryota; Metazoa; Arthropoda; Branchiopoda; Diplostraca; Daphniidae
Product: integrin beta-PS-like
Exons: 20
Coding region: 9-2363 (784 amino acids)
Biological process (GO): cell-matrix adhesion; cell adhesion mediated by integrin; integrin-mediated signaling pathway
Cellular component (GO): cell surface; integrin complex; focal adhesion
Molecular function (GO): integrin binding
Source: RefSeq, a predicted model, not a curated record